Molecule: messenger RNA, 1926 nt
Organism: Megalops cyprinoides (Indo-Pacific tarpon)
Lineage: Eukaryota; Metazoa; Chordata; Actinopteri; Elopiformes; Megalopidae
Product: solute carrier family 45 member 3
Exons: 5
Coding region: 227-1900 (557 amino acids)
Biological process (GO): transmembrane transport
Cellular component (GO): membrane
Molecular function (GO): sucrose:proton symporter activity
Source: RefSeq, a predicted model, not a curated record
CACAAGUUGGUCAAAGACGGAGCGCAGGAAAACUGAACAAGUUGCUACAUGGAUCUACGAGAGUCUCGUUUGUAAGAUCCAGCAUGCCCCUAGAAGGAUGGAGCCCCCGGGGUAUCUGAGAACAGCGCCCCGCUCAGCUCUCCCGCAUUCCCGAGCUCUGGGGGCCGCGCCGCGCACCUCUCUGACCUCCCAGUAGCGGCCGAGGGGACACAAAAGCUUUUUAACCAUGCCUGGAUGGAAGUCUCAAUGGCAUCUUGUCCUCCUGAACUCCCUGACCUGCGGGCUGGAGAUCUGUGUGGCGGCUGGAAUCACAUAUGUCCCCCCCCUGUUGCUGGAGGCCGGGGUGGAGGAGCAGUACAUGACCAUGGUCCUAGGCAUCGGGCCUGUGCUGGGCCUGCUCUUCAUACCUCUGAUCGGCUCGGCCAGUGACCGCUGCACCAGCAGCUACGGCCGGCGCCGGCCCUUCAUCUGGCUGCUGUCGCUGGGCGUGCUCCUGGCCCUCCUCAUCAUCCCCCACGCCGACGUCCUGGCGGCCCGCUUCAGCUGGGGGGGCCGCGCCCUGCAGGUGGGCUUCCUCAUCCUGGGGGUGGGGCUGCUGGACUUCUGCGGCCAGGUGUGCUUCACCCCUCUGGAGGCGCUGCUGUCAGACCUGUACCGCGAGGAGGAGGAGGACUGCGGCCAGGCCUUCGCUAUGUUCUCCUUCAUGGUCAGCCUGGGCGGCUGCAUCGGCUACCUGCUGCCGGCGCUGGACUGGAGCGGCGGGCUCCUCUCCCUCUACCUGGGCGGUCAGGAGGAGUGCCUCUUCUCCCUCCUGGUCCUCAUCUUCGUGGCCAGCGUCCUGGUCACCAUGAAGGUGUCGGAGGAGCCACCCUGCUGCGCGCCGGCCCCAGAGCCCCGCCCGCCGGAGCCGGGGGGGCGGUGCGUGCCCCGCUCCUGCUGCUACCUGCUCAGGUGCAAGCUGCGGCUGCUGAAGGUGGGGCCGCUGCUCUGCCUGCUGCGCACCUGCUGGUCCAUGACCCCCGCCAUCUACCGCAGCUACUGCCACCUGCCGCGGGUGAUGCGGCAGCUGUGCGCCGCGCAGCUCUGCAGCUGGAUGGCCGUCAUGUCCUUCAUGCUCUUCUACACCGACUUCGUCGGGGAGGGGCUCUACGAGGGCGUGCCCAGCGCCGCCCCCGGGACCGCCUCCCGGCAGCGCUACGAUGAGGGGAUCCGCAUGGGGAGCCUGGGGCUGUUCCUGCAGUGUGCUACCUCCACCCUCUUCUCCCUGGGCAUGAGCCGGCUGGUGCGCCUCUUCGGCUCACGGCGGGUCUACCUGAGCAGCAUGGUGAGCUUCACCGUCUCCGCCCUGGUCAUCUGCCUGUCCAAGAGCGUGGUGCUGGUCACCGUCAUGUCCGCCCUCACGGGCUUCGCCUACGCCACCCUGCAGACGCUGCCCUACACGCUCACCUGCCACUACCACAAGGAGAAGGAGGUUUAUAUGCCAAAAAGCAAAACCAAAAAUGCGCAUAAGAAUGGGAUCACAAUCACAAGGGAGUCAGUGUGUUUGACAGCGGAGGACGAGGAGGGCGGGCUGCACCACAAGCGGGGCGGGGCUAAUGGCCACGCCUACUUCAGUGGGAAUGGCCCCGGGUACUACGCUUCGCACAGCCACAACAGCUCCGCCCAGGGCUCCGCCUCCUCAGAGCUGGAGGACCACGGGAAGCGAGGCGUGGGCCUGGACUUCGCCAUCCUGGACAGCACCUUCCUCCUCUCUCAGGUCUUCCCCACCCUCUUCAUGGGCAUGAUCGUGCAGUUCACGGAGUCCGUCACCGCCUACAUCGCCUCUUCUACCAUCUUCGGCAUCGUCGCCAUCUACCUGGCCAACCGCAUCGUCUUCGACCAAAGGGACCUCAAGUGCUGAGGGAGGAGGAGGAGGAGGAGGAAACU